UAAGACCAACUCAGUGCAAGUGUUCUGAUAACGACCAGAAGUGAGAAGGGCACACGUGUAGGAUUAGAUUAUUAUUGUUCAAGUAAAAAUCAAAUUUCAAACAGAAGAUGCAGAACGGACUUCAACUAGCCACAGUUGCAUUUCUUGCCGUAUUUACAAUAUGCGCGGCAGCAGAGGAUCACUUUUUCACAAGAAGCACAACACAGAAAGAUGAAAGAUUCAAGUAUAUUCUUCCAUCCAAAGAAGUCGACGCGACAUGCCUAAGUCAGGCCGAAGCCGGGCAUUGUCGGUUUUAUCGCUGCCUCAGAGAAAGAUUCACCUGCGACAAAUUCCAAUACGCCAGGGACGCCGAGUUCAGCUGCAGACGAAUGGGACGCUUUGCUGGUGGUUACGAGCACCGCCAGCUGAUCACGCAGUUCAACAAGUGCAUGAUGAGAAGCUUGUCCCUUGUAUACCAGUCAGGCACCAACAACUGCUUCUUUAUCAAGGAGUUUGGGCAACAGCUUUUUACACAGUGCUUCAUUCAGCACAACCUGUGUGAACUACUGCAAGGCUCUGAAGAUGAAAAACGCGCCUUCCAGCAGAUGUUUGGCAUCAAGACAGUUAUGGACGCUCAGGGCGAGGUAUCAGAAGCUCUCCAAACGUGCAACCUCCAGCAGCUGAACAGCUUCUUCCACUGGAUGACCGCAAGAUGAGGGUCACGUGCCAAGAUGCAACACACCCGAAAGGAUUCUUUCACUAAAAAAGAACGUUGGAAAGAGCAAAUAAAACCGGUUCUUUAUGAGAACGAUGGACUUGAUAGAAUGACUUACCUAGUGUGAGACAACAUGAAUUUACCAAUUUUAAUCGAAUUCUCUUCCACGUGUUGACCCCGACAACACAUAUGCAAGAUAGCUGUGUUGUAGCAGUGUUGAGAAGAGAACCUUGUACUGAGAACAUCUGGCAAAUAUUUUCCCUUUAACGUGUUCUACGUUUCGUAGCGUGAGAGAUCGACAAACUGCAGCUAUACUGGCUGCCAGUGUUAUAUAUUUGAACCCCUCUGUUAGUGUUUAUUGUACAGCAUUAUUUACUUUCCAAAAUGCCUAAAUGAACCACACCCCAAACUUGCACACAAAUAUUUUCAGUGAGAUACUGCUGAAUACACCAGUGUCCAAUUUAUUCAGAGGACACUUUUAUCUAUAAAGACGACUAAGAAUGGGGACAUUUCAUCUAUACUUUAGAAAACGCACUUGAUUAAUGCCAGUGUUAGGAAUAAAAUUGAAUAAAAAUAUCAUAAAUAUCUAUCGAUGAAGUAGACAAUCAUAUUUCUUCUUGAUGUUUUGUCAUAAACUAUACAUAGUGUUAUUUGUGUAAAUAAAUACAAUUUUUAUCCUU
Molecule: messenger RNA, 1374 nt
Organism: Lingula anatina
Lineage: Eukaryota; Metazoa; Brachiopoda; Lingulata; Lingulida; Lingulidae
Source: RefSeq, a predicted model, not a curated record